Messenger RNA from Etheostoma spectabile (orangethroat darter), 1828 nucleotides. It is a transcript of the gene top6bl, whose product is annotated as TOP6B like initiator of meiotic double strand breaks. The record is from RefSeq and is a predicted model, not a curated record. NCBI's taxonomy places the organism in Eukaryota, Metazoa, Chordata, Actinopteri, Perciformes, Percidae. The transcript is spliced from 14 exons. Bases 271 to 1662 code for a protein of 463 amino acids. Gene Ontology annotation, biological process: meiotic DNA double-strand break formation.
AUGGCCUCAGUAUUUCUAAAUUCCUGACUGUGGGCCUGCUUUUAGGAGUCUACAACGAAUGUAAUGCCCACAUAUUUGUUAUUAAUUAUAGAGUACAUAUCUACAUUCGUCAUUUAACUUGAAAGGUAUUAGCAGUGAUUUCACAUACCGAAAUUGCAUAUUGUAUUAAUAAACAAAGGGAAGUCUUGUUACUGUGCCACCCAUGCACGUGCGCAAUCUGAGAGCCAUUCAGCGCGCGCACGGCAGUUAAAUUGCUUCAAUUCGCUAAAGAUGCUCAGAGAAAUACAAGAGGUGUUGCGGUUAAUCAUGCUUUUGGGAGAGCAAAAACAACAACAUAGUUUAAAGACAAGAAGAGGGCUUUUGGUACUUCUGUGGACUGAAACGGGAGCUUCUGUUCAAAGUCUAAACUGCACUGUUGCAGCUGCAGGUCGUUGGAGCACAGGGAUUAAAAUGGAAGCACUCCAACCUGUCCUCACAGAUUUGAAGGAGAGCAUGUUUCCCUGUGCGUGGCCGUCUCCUCAGCCGGACCCUGAGGAGCUGUGUGCCUUCACCGACCUGUAUGGCUCCCUCAGAUUACUCCUGUCUUUUCAGAAAAAAGAUGAAAGAUUCAACAGUACAGAGUUGUGUGCACGCAUUGAAGCGUUCCUACACACAUUCAGUUUGGCUAACGCAAAGAUCAACGUCCACCUCAAGUUCAAAUGGAAUCAGCAGACCUUCCAGCGAGACUUAAGAGUGAAGAUCAAGAGAACAGUUGCAUUAGCAAACCAGCUGUCGAGGUUCUUGGAUGUCACUUGUAGUUCACAGCCUCCAGAGUGUGUGAAAAAAGACUGCUGGUGUCAGGGAGGACACCCUGUCGUUGGAGGCCUGCUGCCUCUCAGUAUCCCACCUAAAGUCAUGGACCAGGGCCUGUUUGGGGAGCUCAGCAUCCAGCCAGUCACACUACUAAGGCCCUGUUUGCUGCAGUACCCCAAUCUGGCAACACAACUCACUCACAUAAAAGUAUUGGUAUUUGGCCCCAGUAAUGUUCCUGUAGCAGGCCCCUCCACCUUCUUCCAGAACCUCCCUGCUCAUCUGGACUGUCAGGAACUGGGUCUGCAUGGUCUUCACUGCUCCUCCUUCAAAGAUCAUGUGCACAACAGUGGCAUGGUGUACACAGUAGAGCAAGAACCUAGUAAGGAUCCAGAGCAAGAAUCAAGUCUUCUACCAAUGCAGCAGAGUCUCCGGCUUUACCUCUUUCUGCAGCACAGUGACCCUUUCAACUGCCACCUCUCCGAUCUGAUGGCCACAGAGGUGCUGAUAGAGCACUACCUGGAGGAUAUUCUGAACAACAACAGGCAAUCAGUCACAAAAGCCCUGCAAACUGAGCUGAAGAACACACUGAAAGCCUCAAAUCACAGAAAAAGGAGCCAAGAGGAGCUGCGUUCAGCUGCUGACGUGAUUCUCAGUUCGUCCAUCAGUGUUGUGAGCUGCAGCAGUGACGUGGACUUCAGAACUGCCUGUCUGAACAGCAUGAAGGUGCGUGACACUCAUGAACUUUCAGCCUCCCUCCAUGAAUCACUGAGGAGGGUGACAUCAUGGAAAUUCACUCCCAGGGACAGGUGCUACUCAGCUCAGAUGGAAGAACAUCCUGAGAGUGAUGAUGCCACCCAAAGAGAAAUCUGAGCAUGUCUUUGUUUGUCUUGAAAGAGUUUUGUUCUGGUUCAAGGCUGUGGGAGCGUUUUGUUUUGUAAUGUAAAAUGGGUGGUAGUGCUUGUUGUACUUUUAAUGUGAUGGGAAUAAAAUAGAGAUUUACAUUAAACUGAAUUUUUGAUCUGAGAUCAUCCUUUGA